This is a messenger RNA of Arabidopsis lyrata subsp. lyrata, 965 nucleotides long. RefSeq lists its product as uncharacterized. Bases 189 to 770 code for a protein of 193 amino acids. The transcript has 3 exons. Gene Ontology annotation, cellular component: peroxisome. Gene Ontology annotation, molecular function: RNA nuclease activity. Gene Ontology annotation, biological process: regulation of gene expression. The record is from RefSeq and is a predicted model, not a curated record. Lineage: Eukaryota; Viridiplantae; Streptophyta; Magnoliopsida; Brassicales; Brassicaceae.
GAGUUUUCCAUUAUCAGCCGUUUCUUAUACUGAAAAGAGAUCACGACAACAGGGCCAAACUGAUAUCUGCAAGGCCCAGCCCAAUCAGAUAUUACCUGAUCUGAUCACCCUAAUUUCAGAUCUGCGAGUUUCAGAUCUGCAGCCGCAGAAGUCUUUAAUUUUCUCGCUCUCCGUCGAAACUCGAAACCAUGUCUCCCGACGAAACCAUGUCUCCCGACGAAACCAUGUCUCGAGUGUGUCAUCCUUUCAGGGCCGGUGUGCGCGCCGAGCGUAACACAGGAGUGUUCUGGGACGUGGUGGAUUUCCCAAUCCCUGAAUGUGAUCCUUAUUUGAUUUCUAAGAAAAUAAAAUCAGCUCUUGAGGAUAAGGGUUGUUAUAAUGGUCCUGUCUCAAUCCGGUUGUACCAAGAUGAGAAAAACCUACUCCCCAAAGAAUUGAUAGAUAGAUAUGAGGCUGCCGGAAUCAGUAUCAAUUUCGUACCCGAAGUUGCUGAGGCGUAUGGAUAUGCGAGAGUUCAUAAGAUGUUAGUGGACAUUCUUUUGUGGGUACUGGACAGUCCUCCUGACCUUUCCAAUUUGAUUAUACUCUCAAAAAACUUCAAAGAAGAGCAGGCCACGGGCGUCCUAUUCGGUUUGCAUUUGAGCGGUAUGAAAGUUCUCUCAGCAGAGCCUUUAUCAGAAUGGAUACCUUUUACUGAAAGCUCAGCUUGGCUUUGGAGUAGGCUUUGUGAAAGCCUAUCAUCAGAUGGAGGCGUUAGAAAGCAAAUCUGAAGAGAGGCUAGUGUUUAGGGUUUAAUGUUUUAUGUUAUAAUGAUGCACUCUGUGAUUGAUAAUCUUUGGUUUGAUCAUUUAUGGGAUUAAGAGUAAACGCAUAUGUAUGUGUCGUUUUGUUAUUUUGAUGCUGUUUUAUAACUAUGUGAAGUGAUAUGUGUAGCUAAUGUUAUGGUAAAUUGCUCGAUGGCAGUA